This is a messenger RNA of Triticum turgidum subsp. durum (durum wheat), 1587 nucleotides long. NCBI's taxonomy places the organism in Eukaryota, Viridiplantae, Streptophyta, Magnoliopsida, Poales, Poaceae. The record is from the annotation of a GenBank genome assembly.
AUGGCCUUCUUCCUCCUCCUCCUCCUGUGCAUCCUCAUUUCUGCGGCCAUCGUGUCCUACGCCCACCACGUAAUCCGGCGGCAACGCCAGGGCUGCGCUCAUGGCCGCCAUGAGCAAGCCGCCCUCAAGCUGCCCCCUGGCUCCAUGGGCCUGCCUUACAUCGGCGAGACCCUCCAGCUCUACUCCCAGGACCCCAGCGUCUUCCUCUCCUCCAAGCAGAAGCGGUACGGCGAGAUCUUCAAGACGCACCUCCUCGGCUGCCCGUGCGUGAUGCUGGCGAGCCCGGAGGCGGCGCGGUUCGUGCUGGUGUCGCGGGCAAACCUGUUCAAGCCGACGUACCCGCGGAGCAAGGAGCGCCUCAUCGGCCCGUCGGCGCUCUUCUUCCACCAGGGCGACUACCACCUCCGUCUCCGCAGGCUCGUCCAGGGCCCGCUCGGCCCCGAGGCCCUGCGCAAGCUCGUGCCGGACAUCGAGGCCGCCGUGCGGGCAACCCUCGCGGCCUGGGCGGACGGCGACGUCGCCAGCACCUUCCACGCCAUGAAGAGGCUCUCGUUCGACGUCGGCAUCGUGACGAUCUUCGGCGGGCGGCUGGACGAGCGGCGGAAGGAGGAGCUCCGGCGGAACUACGCCGUCGUGGAGAAAGGCUACAACUCCUUCCCCAACAGCUUCCCCGGGACGCUAUACUACAAGGCGAUCCAGGCGAGGCGGCGGCUGAACGGCGUGCUGAGCGACAUCCUGCACGAGAGGAGGGAGCGGGGCGAGCCCGGCGACGACCUGCUCGGCUGCCUCAUGCGGUCGCGGGCCGGCGGCGACGACGGCGACGAGGGCGCGCUGUUGACGGACGAGCAGGUCGCCGACAACGUCAUCGGCGUGCUGUUCGCGGCGCAGGACACGACGGCCAGCGUGCUCACCUGGAUCGUCAAGUACCUCCACGACCGGCCGAAGCUGCUGGAGGCCGUGAGGGCGGAGCACGCCGCGAUCCACGAGGCCAACGACGGCGGGAGGCGGCCGCUGACAUGGGCGCAGACGAGGAGCAUGACGCUGACGCACAGGGUGAUUUUGGAGAGCCUGAGGAUGGCGAGCAUCAUCUCCUUCACGUUCAGGGAGGCCGUGGCCGACGUGGAGUACAAAGGGUUUCUUAUCCCCAAGGGGUGGAAGGUGAUGCCGCUCUUCAGGAACAUCCAUCACAGCCCGGACUACUUCCAGGAUCCACAGAAGUUCGACCCUUCGAGAUUCAAGGUGGCGCCGCGGCCGAGCACCUUCACGCCGUUCGGGAGCGGGGUGCACGCGUGCCCCGGGAACGAGCUGGCCAAGCUCGAGAUGCUGGUGCUCAUCCACCACCUGGUCACCGGCUACAGGUGCGUGCCCCCCUCCCUCUCCACACAGAUCCUCCAUAUAUUCCCAUUUGUGAUUUGUCCCUGUGGACAAGAACGUCCCAUGGCUGGUGCAGUGGCGCCAAUUCACCGGGCCACCCUUCACCUGGCGCCCAGUUCCACGGCACGCAUACUCCAACCAUGCACCGAUCGUGUCCUGUCAUGUCAUGAAAACCCGGGUGGUCCUCCGCUGCCCGCCCUGCCUUGCACGUAG